Messenger RNA from Aspergillus steynii IBT 23096, 741 nucleotides. RefSeq names its product serine-leucine-rich repeat protein. The coding region runs from base 1 to 741 and encodes 246 amino acids. NCBI's taxonomy places the organism in Eukaryota, Fungi, Ascomycota, Eurotiomycetes, Eurotiales, Aspergillaceae. The record is from RefSeq and is a predicted model, not a curated record. The transcript is spliced from 2 exons.
AUGGCGUCGUGGUUCUCGAAUGAUGCAGGAGGUCUCAGCCAAUAUCACCGAACGGCUCAAUUCAUAGAAGGAGACACAUAUGUCAAAGUGGAUUGGCACUUGAAAGAAAAGCUGUGGGAAGUUGUGCGUCCAUUGGACGAUGAUGGCCAGCGUUACGCCGUUGGCUUAUUUCGAGGCUGGAGGUCCGAAGACACCUGCUUCCAACGACAUCCGGCGAUAAUCAAGGUCUAUAUGCAAAUCCCUGAUCAAACGCCGCCUGCCACCGAGCAUGUGGAGGGCCGUCCGUACACGCAGCCGUGGAAGGAAAAGGUGCCGGAAAUCGAGGCGUUCGUUGAAAACAUCGAUCAUCGAGUUCGGAACCACUGCGGGUAUUCAAUCCCUUUCUAUGAUACGCAAGAUUAUGAGCAAACAAAUGACGACCAUGUUCCUGGUGGCUUUGCUUUUUAUGUCCUUAUGGCAUGCAUGCCAGGGGUGAGAAAGGGCCCUUUGGUCAAUGGAUAUCAUCAUUCUUCCGCUUCCAAUAAUGACCUGGACGAACCUGAGCAUCACGACAACAAUAACUCGAACGAAUCCGAGCGUCACGACAAUAAUGACUCGAACGAACCCGAGCAUCAUGACAACAAUAACUCAAACGAAUCUGAGCAUCAAAGCAACAGGGACUCGAGCGAAUCUGAGCGUCAUAACAAUGAUUCCUGCUUUGCAGCAUACAUUCGAUACCAAGAAUUGGACUCUAAUUCAUAG